Protopterus annectens (West African lungfish) is the source of this 3839-nucleotide messenger RNA. It is a transcript of the gene MAPK6, whose product is annotated as mitogen-activated protein kinase 6. Lineage: Eukaryota; Metazoa; Chordata; Ceratodontiformes; Protopteridae. Gene Ontology annotation, cellular component: cytoplasm; nucleus. Gene Ontology annotation, molecular function: MAP kinase activity; ATP binding. The record is from RefSeq and is a predicted model, not a curated record. Gene Ontology annotation, biological process: protein phosphorylation; cell surface receptor signaling pathway; intracellular signal transduction.
GCUUAGGAUAAAAUGGAUGACAGCUUUGAUUGUGACUGUGGUGAGCUGGAGCCACCUGAUCAUUAAAGUAAAUUUCCUUCUGAAAGGAAAAAGCUGCCUCAAGUUACUGUUUGCUAUCCGAAAUAAAAAGCUUGAUCUGGUGCUCGUUAAUACAGGAUGGCACUGCUCAGGACCAGUCUUACACUGAAUGUAUCUGCACUGUGAGAAGGAUGCUAAAAGAAGCCUGUUAUACCCGUAUUUAUUAAAACCGUCGUUAAAUGUUAUAACACCCUGGGGUUGGCUUCAGAAUUUGUCCGUUCAUUCCAUUAGUCCUUAUUUCUUAUGUUUGUGGAAAUGUUUUACCUUUUUUGAAGUAUGAGCGAACUGCCAUUUAUACAUCAAAAAGCUAAUUUGUUUUACACAGCUGCUAAUCUUUAAUAUUUAUGGGGGAACAGCUGGCCUGACUGGCACUUCUUGGGAAGAAAGAGGCAAGAUCUCACUAUUUAAACCAAAUCAUUUGCUUUUUGUGAAAGCUCUUCCAUUUAGAAUUUAUUGAAAGGUUUUUCAGUUUUAACACAAAAUUGACAGUGGUUUAUGAAAACCAACAACCCAACACUUUCCAGAAUGGCAGAGAAGUUUGAGAGUCUUAAUAAUAUUCAUGGCUUUGAUUUGGGUUCCCGAUACAUGGACUUAAAACCACUGGGCUAUGGUGGUAAUGGCCUUGUUUUUUCUGCUGUAGAUAAUGACUGUGACAAAAAGGUGGCUGUGAAGAAGAUCGUCCUAACUGACCCACAGAGUGUUAAACAUGCCUUACGUGAAAUCAAAAUCAUCCGACGACUUGAUCACGACAAUAUUGUAAAAGUUUUUGAGAUUCUUGGUCCAAAUGGAAGCAUUUUAAAUGAUGACGUUGGAUCGCUUACUGAACUAAACUGUGUUUAUAUAGUACAGGAGUAUAUGGAGACUGAUCUGGCAAAGCUUCUUGAGCAGGGUCCCUUGUUAGAGGAGCAUGCCAGGCUCUUCAUGUACCAGUUGCUGCGUGGACUUAAGUAUAUUCAUUCAGCUAAUGUCCUGCAUAGAGAUUUGAAACCAGCUAAUUUAUUUAUAAACACUGAAGACCUGGUGCUAAAAAUAGGUGAUUUUGGACUGGCACGUAUAAUGGAUCCACAUUACUCGCAUAAGGGUCACCUCUCUGAAGGUUUGGUCACCAAAUGGUACAGAUCUCCCCGUUUGUUACUGUCUCCUAAUAACUACACCAAAGCCAUUGACAUGUGGGCAGCAGGAUGCAUUUUUGCAGAGCUUUUAACUGGAAGAACUCUGUUUGCAGGCGCACAUGAGCUUGAGCAAAUGCAGCUGAUACUUGAAUCGAUCCCUGUCCUGCAUGAGGAGGACCGUCAAGAACUUCUUAGCGUUAUCCCAUUUUUCAUUAAGAAUGACAUGACUGAACCACAUACCCCAUUAGCACAGCUUCUUCCUGAAGUCAGCACUGAAGGUAUCAUGAUAGCCAGUUUUCUGACCAUGACUGGUAUCUUAACAGUAACUUAGAAAUAGAUGAAGUUCAGCGCGAUCCCCGGGCCUUGUCUGAUGUAACUGAUGAGGAGGAAGUGCAAGUGGACCCUCGUAAAUAUUUGGAUGGAGAUAGUGAAAAAUUCUUAGAAGAUCACACUUUUGACUCUCACUUUUCUACUGAACCAGUCUGGCAGUAUCCUGAUCAUCAUGAAAACAAGUACUGUGAUCUGGAAUGCAGUCACACCUGUAACUACAAAGUUAGGUCUAAUCCAUACCUAGACAACUUAGUCUGGCGAAACAGUGAAGUUAACCAUUACUAUGAGCCCAAACUUAUCAUAGAUCUUUCUAACUGGAAAGAGCAAAACAAAGAACAAGGUAAGGAGAAGGCAGAUAAGAAGGGAAAGUCAAAAUGUGAAAUGAAUGGAUUAGUAAAAGCACAGAUAGCACUGAAAGAGGCAUCACAACAGCUGGUGGAGAAAGACAGGGAAAGGAAUCAAGGCUUUGACUUUGAUUCUUUUAUAGCAGGAACCAUUAUGCUUAGUAUGCAGCAUGAGUCAUCUAAUGUUGACAAGUUAAAUGAUCUGAAUAGUUCAGUAUCACAGCUUGAAUUGAAAAAUUCAAUAUCAAAGUCUGUUAGUCAGGAGAAAGAGGAAAAGGGAAUUGCCAAUCUAGCACAGUUAGAAGGUUGGAAUCAAAGUCCUUGGAAUAGCCAGUUUGGUCGCACAGGUAGUGGGGAAGAGCAUUUCCUUAUAGACCAGUUUUGUUGUGACGUAAGGAAAGAUGAGCAGCUGAAUAAUGAAAAUACCCCUACAAGUUAUUUGGACAAGUUUUUUAGCAGGUUAGAAGAGGUAGAAGUAACAAAACUUGAGCCAGGAGAAGAUACAGAUGCAGGUGAAAAGGAAAGCGAGGACAACCUCCUUGGUAGAAAUGGUGAAAUCUUGUUCAGUAGGCAGCUUGAGUCCAUUGGCAUUCCUGUUGGUUCUCCACUCCGUUCUAUACAGGCCACAUUGACACCUUCGUCUAUCAAAUCUUCACCUCAGAUUCCCCACAAAACCUAUAGUAGCAUUUUGAAACAUCUAAAUUAAAACACUCAGCAGCAGACAUUUCUUUUUAUAGUCUUUAUUUUAUGUUCGUCUUUUAUUACUGUUUUUUUUUUUUUUUACUUGAAUCACAUGGUACAGUUUUAACAUGUACUUCCAUUAGUUUUAUGUUUGACAUUUUAUGAUCCUAAAUUACCUUGUGUCACAGAUUAUUUUAUUUCAAACUAGCAUGUCAUUUGCACACAAUUAAGCAAAAAUGCAAUUCAUAGAGGGAAGGGGGGAAGGAAAUGCACUAAACCAAGUAGAGACGUUCUGUCUGUGAAACCUGCAGCAUAGCUGUACUUUUUACAGAAUGAAUGAAUCUUGCCUUGUACUUUACACAGUAAGAAUAUUUGCAUGACAUGUCUAUUUUCCCUUUAAAGACAGUAUGGAAGUGGUAGAAGCAGUGUCUCUUGCACAAGACUAAACUGUUUUCAUGCUGUAUAUAAUUUUUAGGCACAUGAUACCAGCGUAAACUUGUAAAGUACAGAUUUUUGGUAUGCAUGUGUUAUCUACCUCAAGGUAUCAGCGAUGUUUGGCAGACCAUUUGUUAGCUGUAGUGCUUCACAACAUGCACAUCUAAGUAGCCAGCAUCACUCUACUGGUAGUAUUCCUUUAUUAAAAAAAAUGGAACUUUUACUUGUUCUGGUAUGCAUUCUUUUAUAGUGAAGUGUUAAUAAUAUGUUAUUUAUUUUAGCAUAUGAAAUUUGCUUUCUAUUUAUUUUAAUUGUAGGCAUUCAGUUCAGCUUUGAAAGGAACUGUAAACAUCUGCAGCUAAUUUCUUUUCAGCACUAUUGUUCAUUACCUACCAGGUAGAAUGCAGGUGUGUUGAAUUUUUUUAAACUUUUUUCAUCCUUAAUUUGUUUACUUUCAUGCUAUUGAAAGCAUCACUGUGUAUAGGAAUAUUUUAUUGGAGGUGCUUGAGCAACCUUUAAGCAUAUGAAUUAGGAAGUACUUCAUUACGAAACAUUGUUCCAAAAAGUCUUAAAUUGUCACUUUCAAAACUUUUUGUAUGUUAGAGUAGUGUGCAUGGAAGUAACAGGUACGUUAGUGUAGAAGACCAUAGACAACGUUUAUUUUUGUUUUUUUUUUUUUAUGUUUUGUUAAAAUUUCCUAUUUUGUAAGUCCACAUGAAUGAAGUUAAACGUAGCAUGUAGUAUCUGUUUCCUGGAAUUUGUUUGCUUUCUGAUAGGUUUCUCCAUUUUCUGUUGUCACCACUUCCCUUGUUGAAAAAUAAAGGACAAAUAAACAUGAUUGGCCAAAUACUUUCCAUCA